Peronospora matthiolae is the source of this 1848-nucleotide messenger RNA. The record is from the annotation of a GenBank genome assembly. Lineage: Eukaryota; Oomycota; Peronosporomycetes; Peronosporales; Peronosporaceae.
AUGUGGUCGCAAGACUUUGUACGCGUCCUCCAAGGCGCUCGCAAGGUCGCGAACGAGCUCGCGCGUACGCAAGGCACUGAACUGACCGCCAAGACGGAGCAGCUGUCCAAGCACGCGGGCGAGAUCAGUCGCAACCUGCCGCACUUUUUUCACGGUACGAAUACCGCGACGGCUUCCAGUGGUGUUGGUGCUAGUGCUACUUCAGCACCUGUACUUCCAAAAGACGAGCGUGCCAAGCACCUGCUACUUCACAAGCAGCCGAAGCACGCAGCAACCGAAAGAAAAGUAACGCCACCGGAACUUACCCCAACCCUUAAACCAGAACUGCCACCACCCAAUCAGAUUCACUCACUACAGGCAACUCAGAAGAGCAAAGCAACGAAUCAGACAACGGAAGCAACGAAUCAGACACCAGAAGCAGCGAAUCAGAAGAAUCAGGUACUGGAUCGGACCAAGGAAGUAACGAAGCAGGAAGCAGGUGCUGGCAAGACAAACACUGCCAGGGCCGCUGAAGUAACGCUAGAGGAGGACACCCCGCCACGUCGCGUGUGGGAAGAGAAGCACGUGCCGUCGUCGCCCUUGUCCCGUAUCUUGGGCUUUGGAGGGCUCGCUGCGAGACUCGCCAUGGGAACAGCUGCGGAGAUGGUGCGCACGGGCGGCAAGCACGGCACGUACAACGCGCUCGUGUCGGACUCCAACGCGGAGAAACUGGCCGAGACGCUGUGCACGAUGCGGGGCGCGGCCUUGAAGCUCGGCCAGAUGUUGAGCAUCCAAGACGAAGCCAUGAUCCCCUCGACGCUGGCGGCGGCGCUCAACCGGGUUCGUGAAAAUGCGCAUGUCAUGCCCAAGGAGCAGCUGUAUCGUCAGCUUGAAGUGGAGCUUGGGGAGGACUGGCGAAGCAAGUUCCAGGAAUUUGACGACGUGCCAAUUGCUGCUGCAUCGAUUGGACAAGUGCACCGCGCUACGCUGUUGAACGGUGAUCGCGUGGCGAUCAAGAUCCAGUAUCCAGGCGUAGCACAGUCGAUUGGCAGUGACCUUCUUAACUUGAAGCGGCUGGUAACGUACACGAACAUACUGCCACGUGGUCUGUACAUUGACGAGAUCAUUCGUGUCGGUGAAGAAGAGCUCACGGCCGAGUGCGACUACGUUCAAGAAGCAGCGAACCAGGAACGUUUCAAGGAGCUUAUCCAGCAGAGCGGUAUGGCCGAACAAUUUAUUGUGCCGCGUGUGUACCGGCAACUAUCGACGGCACGUAUCCUGACGACGCAAUUGAUCUCGGGCGUUGCCGUUGACAAGGCCGUGCAUCUCUCACAGGAUGUACGCAACAGCAUCGGCCGCCGUCUUCUCGAGCUCACGAUCCAUGAGCUCUUCAAUUGGCGGUUCAUGCAGACGGACCCGAAUUGGAGUAACUUCAUGUACAACGCAUCCACCGGCACGAUUGGGCUUGUGGAUUUUGGUGCUGCUCGCGAGUAUCCAAAGUCGUUUGUCGAUGACUACUUUAAUAUUGUAUGGGCGGCGGCGAACGAGGACAAGAAGACACUGGUGGACUAUUCGAUCAAGAUGCGCUUCCUCACUGGCGACGAGUCGCCUGCGAUGAUGCGUGCCCAUGUUGCGGCAGGUAUGGCGGUUGGCGAGCCUUUCCGGUCACACGAUCCGUUUGAUUUCGAGAAGAGCAAGUUGACUUCUCGACUGAGCCAGCAUACAGAAGUGUUCAUGCACGGUCGUUUGACACCUCCGCCGCAAGAAGUAUACUCUCUGCAUCGGAAACUUGCAGGUGCCUUCCUCAUGUGCAUCAAACUGCGAGCCGUUGUACCAUGUCGGGGCGUGCUUGAGGACGUGCAGCGGUAA